UAACGGAACAGAAUCAACAAGCUUACUCUUGAUGUACUGGAGUACCCCAGGAAUCAGUUCUAUGCCCAGUACUGUUCACUAUGUAUACACACCCGCUCAGCGGUGUCAUACAGCCAACCGGCAUCCUAUACCAUUUCUUUGCAGAUGACUCACACUUUAACGAUUCCUCAGUACCCUCAGAGGUGUCGCAUCUGGCAGAGAAAAUCAGUGGUACCGUUGCAAGGGUGAGUGAUUGGAUGGUUGAAAAUAAGCUCAAGAUGAACGAAGACAAGACAGAAAUAAUUCAGAUUGGCACUCGGAACAACGUCUCAAAAGUCGAGAGCACAGAUUCUCUUUUUAUCACGAACUGCCAGGUUCUUUAUGUCCAUGUAGUGCGGAAUCUUGAAGUUUUCUUCGACUCAACACUAUUUUUCGACCCACACAUAAGUCAGCUCUGCAAGGGUCUUGAUUUGCAGCUGCAUAGAUUAGACCAGAUCCGCGCAUAUUUAACAACGGAGUCAACAAAAAAACUAGCUGUGGCAUUCCUCAGUUCAAGAAGACUAAUAUUUAUAUUAGGUUUUUCUAUAGAAAGAAUGAUUGCUGUCUGUUUACCUUUUCAUGUCUCUAGAAUUGUGACCUUAUCUCGUAUGAAAUGUAUCAUCAUCUCUAUAGUCCUGUACAACGUUUUGUUUAAAGUCCCUGCGGUGAUGAGAUAUGAUAUUGAAUUGAUUGAGUUUGACGAGUACAACAAUGUCACAUUGCCGUAUAUCACAUUUACUGACUUUUAUAAUCUCAAUUCUUACGUCAUUCUAAGACCAAACUUUGACUCACGCUGCCCUCGCUUCGGAGAGGAAGAGAAACCGUAUCUGAUCAACUUUUUGAUUGUGACAGACUUGAUGACUUCUUUCUUUGAGAACUCACAACUUCUUGAACAGUAUGGUGACCUACAUGCACUACGAAUAACAGCAGCUUUUCUGACCAGAGCUUCUACAAGAGAUUAUUAG
Molecule: messenger RNA, 983 nt
Organism: Biomphalaria glabrata
Lineage: Eukaryota; Metazoa; Mollusca; Gastropoda; Planorbidae
Exons: 4
Coding region: 81-983 (300 amino acids)
Source: RefSeq, a predicted model, not a curated record